Chaetomium strumarium is the source of this 1428-nucleotide messenger RNA. Its product is annotated as Spherulation-specific family 4-domain-containing protein. The transcript has a single exon. Lineage: Eukaryota; Fungi; Ascomycota; Sordariomycetes; Sordariales; Chaetomiaceae. Bases 342 to 1277 code for a protein of 311 amino acids. The record is from RefSeq and is a predicted model, not a curated record.
CCAAGGGCUCCUCUCGGCGUUAUUCUCUAGCAGGGGUGGCUUGGAAAUCGGAGCUGACCGGCAACCACCAGAAGAAUUAUACACUAGCUACGCUACCCAGAUCCCCGGGAUCGUGCAUCAUGCAUGUUCUCAGCCGCUUCCCAGCCGGAAACGGGGUCCAUGGGGGAGAGGGGUCGGGAGCAUAGGUAGCGUAGGAGCGCCAUCCUGCUUAUGGAUACGCCUCCCAAGAAAAGUAUAUAAAAGAGAUAUAACCCCAACUUCAAGUCACUCCAAAAGUUCGUGGACGUCACAGCAGCUCCCAACCACCCCCAGCCUAGAUCCCCACAGAUUAUCUCAGGACCAUGAAGUCCCUCCUGCUCUCGGCCCUCGCGGCGGCGGUCACGGCGACCGACCUCCUCCUCCCUCUCUACCAAUACCCCGCCAACAACGGCGGCGCCUGGUCGCCCAUCGAGCAAGCGCUGAGCGCCAACCCGUCGCUGACAGCCAAGAUCAUCAUCAACCCGCAGAACGGCCCCGGCAGCAGUCCCGGGCAGGGCCUGGACGACCCGCAGUACGUCGCGGGCGCCAAGGCGCUCGCCGCGCACCCCAACGCCCAGCUGCUCGGCUACAUCCACACGUCGACCGACGGCGGCAUCACGCGCUGCAACCGGCCCUACGCCGAACUCGUGGCCGACAUCCGCCGCUGGUCGGCCUGGGUCGACGCGGGCAUCGCCAUCCGCGGCAUCUUCGUCGACGAGGCGCCCGCCAACAGCAACAACGACUGCGUCGCCUACAUGCGCAACCUGACCACCUUCAUCCGCACCGACACGGCCUCGCUGCACUUCGCCACCCCGCGCCUGCUGGUCUUCAACCCGGGCGGCACCGGCGCCCUGCAGCCGUACUACGACCUGCAGCCGGACCUGAUCGUCGCGCUGGAGACGUGCUUCACGGUGCCCGAGAGGGCCGGCGGCGACUACGACCAGUGUCCCACGAGCGGCGGGUACGAGCGGUACGACCACGACGGCGUGGGCAGUUCCAUCGAUAAUGUGCUGUUCCCCGCCGUGGGCAGUGCGAAUGCCGCGCGCACGGCCGUGCUGGUGCACGGGUUCCACGACUACAAUGGGCCGUCGGCGAACUUGAGUGCGUCGAGUGCGGUGCUGACGCAGUUGGUGCAGGCGGUGGUGCAGAGGGGGAUUGGUGCGACUUUCUUCAAUACGGCGGGCUACCAUACCUUUACGGAUGGGCCGGCGUCGAUUGGGGCUGUUGCGGGGGUUUUGAGGGCGGCGAAUGGGAAUUAAAUACUACCAACAUGAAGUCUAAGUGACGAACGGGAGGGACGGAAGGCUUUGGAUUGUGUGGAGAACAGUUGGGCAGCGGGCUUUAGCAUAUAUCAACAGUACUAGUAGGUAGAUUGUGAUGGCGCUACACGAAGAGAUUGGAAAGAUGCCU